GCUAUGAUGCCGGCAUAUUUGGUCACCAUGAUAAAUUUGGGAUCAAUAAGAAGUGCUUCAAGUUGUUCUCAGUGUGCGACAUGGCCGAGCUGUUGUCAACGGCCACAAUCACAGCGACGGGCCUUCUUUGCAAAGCAUUUCUCAACUCAGGGCUUUGCUCCAUCACCGUUAGCAACCUCCAUAUUCUUCUGGAUGCUCUGCGGAACGACGAGAGGCGGCGACAUGGACAGGGCGUAGUAACAGUUGCGAAUCAUAUUUCCACACUAGACGAUCCACUUGCGUGGGGAACGCUCCCAAUAGAACUCUACUUGAACUCCAAUACAACACGGUGGUCGCUUGGCGCGUCGGAGAUAAUGUUCACCAACCCUCUGUUCUCCGCUUUCUUUCGUAAGGGUCAGGUGUUAGAGACAUUUCGCGGAAAAGGAAUUUUCCAACCUUCCGUAGAUAUUGCCAUCAAACGACUUAAUGAAGGGCAUUGGGUGCAUCUUUUUGGAGAGGGAAAAAUCAACCAACCACCCGACUAUCCGCGGACAAACGGGGUCGCUCGCUUGCCGCGGUUCAAAUGGGGAGUUGGCCGAAUCCUGAUGGAAACUGCAGUUCCCCCUCUCAUCAUACCGAUGUGGCUCACUGGUUUCGACAAAUUGAUGCCCGGACACCGCUCGUUCCCUUGCAAGUACUUUCCAAGAUUAGGUGUCAGACUUGGCGUGGUGUUCGGUGAUCCAAUACCGGUUGAAGAAAUAACAGCUGCAUUGAGUGCGCGCUCGUACGUGCCGCUUAUCGGGGAAGAUGGUACGAAUUCGAAACUUAGCAAUGAGCUUUAUCCGGGCGGCUGCGUUGGCCGCACACCACACAAACGACAUAUGGACGUGGCGCGGAGCGAUGUAACUGCGAUCAUCCAACGAGCGGUGGAAGCUUUGGGUAGACGAGUUUCUGGCGACCUUCUGAACGACUUUCGUUCAUAGUUCGAGGC
Molecule: messenger RNA, 970 nt
Organism: Suillus fuscotomentosus
Lineage: Eukaryota; Fungi; Basidiomycota; Agaricomycetes; Boletales; Suillaceae
Product: acyltransferase-domain-containing protein
Exons: 7
Coding region: 81-962 (293 amino acids)
Biological process (GO): inner mitochondrial membrane organization; cardiolipin acyl-chain remodeling
Cellular component (GO): mitochondrial membrane
Molecular function (GO): 1-acylglycerophosphocholine O-acyltransferase activity
Source: RefSeq, a predicted model, not a curated record